Molecule: messenger RNA, 1790 nt
Organism: Formica exsecta
Lineage: Eukaryota; Metazoa; Arthropoda; Insecta; Hymenoptera; Formicidae
Product: serine-threonine kinase receptor-associated protein-like
Exons: 5
Coding region: 374-1369 (331 amino acids)
Biological process (GO): spliceosomal snRNP assembly
Cellular component (GO): SMN complex
Molecular function (GO): RNA binding; protein binding
Source: RefSeq, a predicted model, not a curated record
CGAGGCUCGAGGCUCCUGGCUCGAGCAUUCUGAACUUGAUUGCCGGUACGUGGCGAUCGGUACCAGUGAUUCGGAAUACAACCAGAUACAACGCGAUCCCGUAUCCCGUCACCGUCAGUCGAGCUUCAUACGCUUACUGCGACGGUUCACAAGCGGUAAUUGAGUGUAUGCGGAGAAAUUAAAAGUCGGCGGCCGCUCGAGACAUUUCAGCACGUAUCGCCGGCGUGUCCAUCCGUCCGUCCGUUCGUCCGUCCGUUCGUUCGUUCGUUCGUUCGUUCGCUUGCUCGCUCGCUCGUCGUACAAACGUCGUAAAUACCGUCGUGGAUGAACGCGUCGACGACGGCGAGAGAAAAGAAGAAACGAUAACCAAUUUAUGAUGGCCAGUUUACGACAAACACCGCUAACAUGUAGCGGACAUACGAGGCCCGUGGUUCAUCUCGCCUUCUCCGAUGUCACCGAGUCCGGAUACUAUCUCAUUUCGGCGUGCAAAGAUGGCAGUCCUAUGUUGCGACAAGGUGACACUGGAGAUUGGAUUGGUACAUUUGUAGGACACAAAGGGGCAGUAUGGGGUGUAGCGUUAAAUCCACAGGCUACUCGAGCUGCAACUGGUGCAGCCGAUUUCAAUGCUAAAGUCUGGGAUGCAAUUAAGGGAGAAGAAAUCCAUUCUUUUCAGCACAAACAUAUCGUUAAAUCGGUCAACUUUAGUACAGAUUCCAAUCAUCUAUGUACUGGCUCUUAUGAAAAGCUCAUACGCAUUUAUGAUCUUAAUAAACCAGAAGCAACUCCACAAAUAUUUUCAGGUCACACAAGUGGUAUUAGGCAUGUCACUUUCUUCGAUAAUAACUCUGCCUUAAUUACUUGUGCAGAUGAUAAGACAUUGAGAGUAUGGGACAGAAAUAGUGGGCAAGAAAUUAAGAGAUUAGAUUUUCCUGCAAUUCCAAGUUCCAUGGAGGUAUCUAAGGAUGGUAGCAUUAUUACUACAACUCACUCUAAUAUUGUUACCUUCUGGGAUAGUAAAGAAUUAACUAAGAUAAAAGAAUUUACGGUUCCGACUCAAGUUAAUAGUGCCAGCUUGCAUCCGGAUUGUAAUAUGUUUGUUUGUGGUGGGGAAGACUUUAAAAUGUACAAGUUUGACUAUAAUACAGGUGCAGAACUAGAAUCAUUCAAGGGACACUUUGGACCUGUGCACUGUGUACGCUUUUCACCAGAUGGUGAAUUGUAUGCCAGCGGAUCCGAGGAUGGUACCUUGAGACUAUGGCAGACGAUAAUUGGCAAAACAUAUGGACUUUGGCGUUGCAUAGAGCAGACGCCUGCGAUACAAGAAAACGCCGCCAUGGUUAAUAAUAAACAAGAAGUUCCUGCCAAUUAAACUGUAAAAUCUCAGAGAAGCGAGAAAAUAUCCGAACAUUUUUCAAAAGUCUAUAAAGAGACCAAUUGGACCAAAAUUGGCCGAGUGGAUGGAUCUCUUGCGAAUGAAACAUGUUAAAUAUUUUUUUUAUGGGUCAUUGUUUAUGCCCCAUGAAUACUCUGUAAAUAACGCAUCUUUUUAGGAAAUAGUCGUCGGCCUUCACCGAACUUGCGUUUUAUUUCAGGCUAGUAAGUCUAAAAGACUAAACUUUAAGAUCCGUGAAGGCACACGCGCGCACGAUAUUUAUAUCACGCUAUUUAUAUUACAAGAAAAACGACGAAAAAAAAAGAAAUAUUAACAUUUAUUAACAUUAUACAUUUCACAUUAUUAUAAUACAAAAUUAGAUAGAGAUGUAACGAGAGAAAGAAAGACAAGUUCAAAA